AUGCAGACAGAAAACAUCACGUUGGUGAACAGCUUCAUACUCACAGGGCUAACAGACCUUCCUCAGUUGCAAUUUGCCCUCUUUGUGAUCUUUUGUGUUGUAUAUUCCACUACCCUGGUGGGGAAUCUGGGCAUGAUUCUCUUAAUCCGGUCCAGCCCACAACUGCAAACCCCAAUGUACUUCUUACUUGGCAACCUGUCUUUCUUGGACAUCUGUUACUCCUCAUCUGUCACCCCAAAGUGCCUAACCAAUCUCUUAAGGGAGAAGAAAGAAAUUUCUUUUGCUGAUUGUUUUACUCAGCUUUUCUUUUAUGGUGUAUUUGCCACCACUGAGUGUUACCUGCUGGCAGUGAUGGCCUAUGACCGCUACGUGGCUAUCUGCAACCCGCUGCUCUACUUAAUCACCAUGUCCCAAAGAAAGUGCAUUGAGCUAGUUGCUCUUUCCUAUGCAGCUGGAACAAUAAAUGCUUUGGUGCACACCAUUGCUGCAUCAAGACUAUCCUUCUGUGGACCAAACAUCAUUCAGAAUUUUUACUGUGAAGUUCCUCCCAUACUGGAGCUGGCCUGCUCAGAUAUCAGUCUCAAUGAAAUCUUGCUCUUUGUCUUUGUCGGUUUCAAUAUAACUAUAACCAUUAUAAUUGUCCUCACCUCUUACACCUGCAUCCUGGUCACUAUUUUAAAGAUACAGUCCACUAAGAGCAAAAGCAAAGCCUUUUCCACCUGCACUUCUCACCUCAUGGUCAUCACCAUCUUUUUUGGCUGUGCUAGCUUCAUGUAUGCAAGACCUAGUUCCAGGCAGAACCACCACCUAGACAAAAUGGCCUCUGUGUUCUACGUAGUGAUGACUCCCAUGCUGAACCCCUUGAUCUACAGCCUGAGGAACCAGGAAGUCAGGAGUGCCUUCCGAAAAAUCCUGGGAAGGAAAGCUCCUUCUCAGUCUAGGCUGAUACCUUCCAUACAAGUUGGACCUUCUCCAGAUCACAGGAGAUAG
This is a messenger RNA of Zootoca vivipara (common lizard), 990 nucleotides long. RefSeq names its product olfactory receptor 5J3-like. Lineage: Eukaryota; Metazoa; Chordata; Lepidosauria; Squamata; Lacertidae. Gene Ontology annotation, molecular function: G protein-coupled receptor activity; olfactory receptor activity. Gene Ontology annotation, cellular component: membrane. The record is from RefSeq and is a predicted model, not a curated record. Gene Ontology annotation, biological process: G protein-coupled receptor signaling pathway.